UCAAUUUAUGUAUUUUACGUGGAGUGAGAAUGAUGUUUAGUAGUUCUGCGUUCGUUUAGGUUCGAGAUAAAAAAAAUUUGCUUGCUCUCGUUGGAAAUUUUGCUUACGAGUUUGUUCUUAAUAGUUGAAUCCAUUUCGCAGUACAUGCAAAGUAGCUUGUAGAUAUCUGUAUACCACCAGAAAUUUCUUCUUGAAAAAAUCCUGGCUACGCCAAUGCAUUUGAUUUUGAAUGUAAGUUGGAUCAGUGUACUUCAGCAUUUAAAAUGAUCAAUCCUAUGUACCUACUUACUCUUAGAUGAAUCAGACCUAAAAUUUGUUUCGCCAUAAGACACCAUUGUGCAAAAAAUGAGUGAAACGUGUUCUACUUCUCAAGAUUCCUCAUCUGCCGGCGAAGGAGAUGAAUUAAUAAAUUCAACAAGUGUCAGCCAUGUUUAUCACUGUCAGUGUCAUCUUCAGUGGUUAGAAACAACCGAAACGUGCCCACAAUGUCAUAAUAGUUGGAAUGAAAACGUAUCCGAGUUGAAUUUGAAUUCGUUGGAAGAAAUGCCUGUAGUUACUGAAGAGCGGUUAACGCAACUUGAGGAAGACCUUCGACAAAUGAUCGAUAAAUAUGACGCUGAAGUUCUGAAAUACAAUGUAUUGAGAGAGAAAAAUGCCGAAUUGAUUGGCUAUGUACAACAGCUUGUGAACUCCAAAUCUGAAUUAAAAGAACAAUUAGCCCAAACUCAGGAAGAAUUAAAAGAGAUUAAUGACAAACAUAAAUCCGUACUUUCGGAACGUGAAGAAUUCAAGAAAACAAAUGGCAAAUUAACGGAUAAUGUACAACAGCUCGAAAAAUCACAGUUAGAUUUAAACAAGCAGUUGACCCAAACAAAAAAAGAGCUGUACGAGCUCCAGGAGAAACACAAAUCCGUAGUUUUGAAACACGAUGAAUCAAUAAAGAAAAAUGGCGAAUUCAAGGAUCAGAUAGGACAGCUUCAGAAUUCUGUCUCUAAUUUAUCAAGCGAGUUGACAAAAACUACUGGACAAUUGCGUAAGAUGGAAAACGACUAUGCAACUGAAAAGUCAAAAUGUGAAGAAUUCAGGAUCAAAAGUGUAGAACUUCAGAGUCUAGUAGAAGGUCUAGAAAAUGCUGAAUCAUGCCUGAAAAAUGAAUUAUGCACAAAAGACAUGGAAUUGAUGAGAAUAAAUCAAGAAUAUGCCAAAGAAACAGUGCUAACCCAACAAUUGCAGAGAAGAACGGUAGAAUUGGGAUAUAUACUCGAUCAACGUUACCAAGUUGAGGCAGAGUACAGAAAUCAGUUGGAAAUGAAAAACACAAAAUUACUAGAAGCUGGAAAAAGUCUCACUGCAGCUACGUUGGUCAAUGAAGAGUUGAAGAACAAAAUUGGAGAUUUGGAACUUUCCCUGCAACUGAAUGUUGAUUCGGUACGCCGUCGUAAAGAAGAAUUAAUAUCAAAAGGUGAAGAACUGCAGAAAAUGGAUAACAUGUAUAAAGCUCUGUUAUUGGAAAAUGAAAAAUUCAGACUUGAAAUGGAAUCCUUGAAAGAUAAGUUGAAAGACUUUCAAUCCAAGUAUAAUUGGGAGUACCAGAAGAAUAAAUCAUUACAACACGCGAAUAAAAGAUUAGAUAAAACUUUACAAGGAGAAAUUAAGAAAUUAAAAAGCGAGCUCGACAUGGAGGAAAUGAAUAAAUCAAGAGUUCUCAGCAUAAACACUUGGGAAGAUUUUAUUGGACUGAGAAACGAAUUGAGAAUGCAUAGACCUAUUGAUGAUCAGUUGAAUUUGACAAUUUGAAGGUCAAAAAGUUCGAGGAAAUGAUCGAGGCAAUAUCCUGAGUUGGUGAAUUUUUUCCACUUGGUGAGCUCGUAAGGUUUCGCCAAUUCUUGAGCAUUUUAAUCUUUAGUAUGGUAUGUAAUUUUAAUAAAUUUCAAUAGGUACCACUUGCCUAUUAAAAUACUGAUUGUUAGCGUUAGCAGUUUUCAUUUUUAUUUUUUUUCAAUUUACAGUAGGUACCAUAAGAUAGAUGCCUACCAAACAAUAAAUCUUUUUCAAUUUUU
Molecule: messenger RNA, 2060 nt
Organism: Planococcus citri (citrus mealybug)
Lineage: Eukaryota; Metazoa; Arthropoda; Insecta; Hemiptera; Pseudococcidae
Exons: 13
Coding region: 346-1797 (483 amino acids)
Source: RefSeq, a predicted model, not a curated record